This is a messenger RNA of Fonticula alba, 1987 nucleotides long. Its product is annotated as double-strand break repair protein MRE11. The record is from RefSeq and is a predicted model, not a curated record. Gene Ontology annotation, biological process: double-strand break repair via nonhomologous end joining; mitochondrial double-strand break repair via homologous recombination; meiotic DNA double-strand break formation. Gene Ontology annotation, cellular component: Mre11 complex. The transcript has 7 exons. The coding region runs from base 158 to 1987 and encodes 609 amino acids. Gene Ontology annotation, molecular function: hydrolase activity. Lineage: Eukaryota; Rotosphaerida; Fonticulaceae.
CUCCGCCCGGCCAUCAUGCUGGCAUCGGGGCUGGCAUGAUCCUCUCCCCUGCCCCCUCCUCCACCCGCUGUCGCCUUCGCCCCCUGCAGUCGCCCUCCCUGAAAGCUCCCUCGCUCUCCUUUCUCCCUCCUCUCGGGUUUCGAUCGUCAUCAGCAGCAUGGGUCUGUCCCCCGGGCCCGCAAGCGGGUCGACCGCGCCUGGUCCCCGGCCCUGCCCGGACACGCUACGUAUUCUGCUCGCUACCGACACCCACUUGGGGUACCUGGAGAGCGACUCCGUCCGUGGGGAUGAUUCCUUCAACUCCUUCGAGGAGGUGCUGCAAAUCGCCAAGAAGUACCAAGUCGAUUGCCUCCUGCACGCAGGGGACCUUUUCCACGACAAUAAGCCCACCCGGACGACGCUCUUUCGGACGAUGGAGCUCUUUCGCAAGUACUGCCUCGGUGAGGAGCCCAGCUUCCUGGAGCACCUCAGCGAUCCGGCGGCCAAUUACUCGACCAACUCUUUCGGCACGGCCAACUACCUGGAUCCGAAUUUCAAUGUGUCCCUGCCCGUGUUCGCCAUCCACGGCAACCACGAUGACCCGACCGGUGACGGGAAUCUAUGUGCCCUCGACCUGCUCAGUGUCAGCGGCCUGAUCAACUACUUUGGCAAGGUGGACCAGGUGAAUCAGUUCAGCGUGAAGCCGGUCCGCCUGCGGAAAGGCAAUGUUGAUCUGAAUAUUUUUGGCAUCGGAAACAUCCGCGACGAGCGACUGCACCACACCUUUCUCCAGGAAGGUGUCAAGUUUGAGGAUCUCCGCCAUGACCGCUGCUUCAAUAUGCUGAUGCUCCACCAGAAUCGCGUCCAACACACCGGAGCCCUGGCACAAAACUUCAUCCCCGAGGAGUUCCUCUCGCGUUAUGGCUUCCACCUGACCUUCUGGGGGCAUGAGCACGAGUGUCGCAUCAUCCCCCAGUCUGGGACGCCGCUCCCCGUGUCACAGCCCGGGUCAUCGGUCGCCACGGCCCUGUGCAAGGGCGAAGCCGUGCGCAACCGCUUCGAUCAGUAUCGCCGCGACCCGGAUGGCUUCCGCGAGGGGACAGUCACACCAUUGGCACUGGCCGAGUCACUUGAGUCGGCCGAGCAGGCGGCCGUCUUCGAUCGGCCGGUUGUGUCCGAUCUACACCCUCUCGGCCGGGCGGCUUUGCUGCCCGGUGACGCGGGCGCGCCGGAGGUGGGGUUUGGGAGUGUGCCCCCCCGGGCGGUAGUGGCCGGCUCCCGGCCGCGGAAGGGCCGGGCCUCCCCCGGGCCCUCGAGGGCGGCCUCGGCAGCGCCCCCUUCAAAGGCAUCAGCCACCGGGGGCCCGGCGCGGCGACCCCCCGCCCGCCGGUCCGCCGUUCGUCCGGCCUCCGAGUCCGAGCUCGAGUCCGAUGUUGACAUCAUGUCCGAGGAGGACCUCGAGGACUAUGUUCCCCGGAGUACGGGGCGCCGGCGCGCGAGGGCCACCACAGCUGCCACGGCCGGUGCCGGCACCGGCACCGGCACCGGCACCGCUGCCGCGCCCGCUGCCCCGCCACCCGCCAAGCAGGCCCGCCUGGCACCGGCGAUCAAGUCGGAGCCCGGCGCUCAGGCACACAGCCCCGGCGCCCUGCCCACCCAGCAGGACACCCUUAGCGCGCCCUUCUCUCAGCCCUCCUUCCUGGGGGCCGCGGCUCCGGCACAUGUUGGCCGGCUGACUUCGUUGCUUGCUCGGCCGGGGGCCACUCCGGGGGCCACUCCGGCGGCCGUGGCCCCGGGCGGUCGGCCUGUCGGCGCCGACUCGGAGGACGACAUCCCGGAUGCCUUCUAUCGGACAGCCCGGAGUUCGGGCGCGCCGCCCACCUUCUCCUCGGCUGCUGGCCUGGACUCCCUCCCGGCGGCCGACGGCUUCGAUCCCUCUUCCAUUUCACAACUUCUCUCCAGCGAGCCGCCCCUUUCGCAGCUGGAGGACUUCCUGUCCAGCGACUGA